AUGCCCCCCCAAGAAUCCCUAACAACCCACCUCCCCACCCUCACCCCGCACUCCCUCCACCGCGCAACCACCCACCCCUUCCUCCAACGCGCCGGCCAGGGCACGCUCCCGAAACCCGUGCUGGAGCAAUGGCUCUCCCAAGACCGUCUCUACGCGCAGUCCUACAUCCGCUUCAUCGGCCUGCUUCUCUCGAAGCUCCGGUUUCCGGCCAAACCCCAGUCGGAGACGGAGUCGCAGUCCGCAUCCCUCGAAUCCCGCCUCUCCUCCACCCUCAUCGACGCACUCGUCAACAUCCGUCGCGAGAUCGAGUUCUUCGAGGCCACGGCUGCGGCGUACGGGCUGGAUUUGAGCGCAUCGACAUCUACUACCCCUGCCGGGGAGGAGGAGGGUGGGAAGGAAUUCGGCCCCAACGCCAUCACCCACGCAUAUAUCGAUCUAUUUAUGGCGGCGGGGAGUCCCGGGGCGUCGGUGCUCGAGGGGAUGGUUGUUCUGUGGGCGACGGAGACGUGUUACUUGCGGGCUUGGAGGUUCGCAGCAGGGUUUUUGGAUCAACGGCAGGGGGGAACCCAGGAUACGGAUGGAGGCGCGCUGCGGAAGGAGUUUAUUCCGAAUUGGUCGAGUAGGGAGUUUGAGGGGUUUGUGGAUGGGAUUGGGGAGUUGGUGGAUGUGAUGGCAAGAGGAGGGGUUGCGGAUGGGGAGAAGGGGGAGGUGAUGAGACGGUGUGAGAGGUGGUGGAGGCAGGUGGUUUGGUUGGAGGAGAGGUUUUGGCCGGAUGUCAGUCUAUAA
Molecule: messenger RNA, 786 nt
Organism: Aspergillus melleus
Lineage: Eukaryota; Fungi; Ascomycota; Eurotiomycetes; Eurotiales; Aspergillaceae
Product: putative transcription regulator PAB1642
Exons: 1
Coding region: 1-786 (261 amino acids)
Source: RefSeq, a predicted model, not a curated record